UGGAGCCCGAGCUGCGGAGCCGAGCCCGCUGCGGGCAGCGCCGUGUCCCGGAGCCCUCGGCACUCGCUGGGCUGCGGCCCCGCUCAUCGCCAUGGAGAAGUACAAAGCUCUGGAGCAGCUGCUCACAGAACUUGAAGAUUUUCUGAGGAUACUGGACAAGGAGAACUUGAGCAGCACUGCUGUGGUGAAGAAGAGUUUCCUCUCUGACCUUCUGAAAGUCUACACCAAGUCCAGUGGUGGUGAUGAGGAGUAUAUUUAUAUGAACAAAGUGACAGUCCAUAAACAGCAGGGUGACCAAGAGAAACAAGACAAAGGGCUGGAUCAGAAGGACUCCCUGCCCAAUGGAGACUCAGGACUGCAUUUGUCACCUCCUCAGAAGAGCCUGCCAGACCUCCCCCCUCCAAAGAUUCUUGAAACAAAACAACCUCCAAUCCCCAAGAUCGAAUCCCCGGAGGGAUAUUACGAAGAGGCUGAGCCCUAUGAUGUCUCUGUAAAUGGUCUUUUUGGUAGGCUUGCUGCGGCUGGACCCAGGCCAGGGUUGCAGGUUACUGAGGGCGUUAUUUAUGCCACAAUAACUAUGGAAGAUGGUGAAGCUGUUAGUAGUUCCUACGAGUCCUAUGAUGAGGAAGAGAGCAGCAAAGGCAAGUCAGCAACCCAUCAGUGGCCGUCCCCAGAGGCCACCAUUGAGCUGAUGAAGGACGCCCGCAUCUGUGCCUUCCUGUGGAGAAAGAAGUGGCUGGGACAGUGGGCAAAACAGCUGUGUGUUAUCAAGGACACCAGGCUGCUGUGCUACAAGAGCUCCAAAGACCACAACCCCCAGCUCGACGUGAAUUUGCUGGGCUGCACUGUCAUUCACAAGGAAAAGCAAGUGAGGAAGAAAGAGCACAAGCUGAAGAUCAUCCCCACAAACGCUGAUGUCAUUGUGCUGGGGCUGCAGAGCAAAGACCAGGCAGAACAGUGGCUCAGGGUAAUCCAGGAGACCAGUGGUCUGCUCUGUGAAGGGGGCAGUGAAGGCAACCAGUACAUCCCAGACUUGCAGCGUCUCAGUUACCCAAAGGUGGAGGUGUCUGAGAGAUACUCUGCAGCCUCCGAGAGCGGGAGCAGCACCGACGGCCACACGGACACCGCUGAGACUAAAGAUGUUAAGAAGAAGGGCACAACUGGCCUGAAACUGAGCAACCUGAUGAACCUCGGCAGGAAGAAGUCCAGCUCCAUGGAUAGCCCAGAGAGAUCCCUGGAGACUUCAAGUUACCUGAACGUGCUGGUGAACAGCCAGUGGAAGUCACGGUGGUGUCAGAUAAAGGAUGGGCACCUCCAUUUCUACCAGGACAAGAACAGAAGCAAACUGGCUCAGCAGCCCCUGAGUUUGGCAGGCUGUGAAAUCAUCCCAGAGCCCAGCCCUGAUCAUCUUUACUCCUUCCGCAUCCUGCACAACGGGGAGGAACGGGUUGUUUUGGAGGCAAAGUCCUCAGAGGAGAUGGGCCACUGGCUGGGCCUCCUCUUGUCGGAGUCAGGCUCGAAGACAGACCCAGAGGAAUUCACCUACGAUUACGUGGAUGCUGACAGGGUUUCCUGCAUCGUGAGCGCUGCGAAGAAUUCCUUCUUCCUAAUGCAGAGGAAAUACUCUGAGCCCAACGCCUACAUCGACAACCUGCCCAAGGGCAGGCUGCAGCAGGACGAGCUCUACGAUGAUGUGGAUCUGCCUGACCUGCCUGUGGAAGAAGCACCCAAGAGUGAGAGCAAAUUGGAGGGGGACCAAGACAGAGUGUAUCUGGAUCUCACCCCAGUCAAGUCCUUACUACACUGUGCUGGCAAGAUGUCCUGCCAGUCUUCACCCCUCAGCUCACCAUCUCUAGAAAGAGCUGCCAAGGCUGCCCCAGAGAGCACAGCUGAGACAGCCCCCAUGGCUAAGGAGGCUGAGCCCUGUACUAAGGCAACAGAGACCUCGGAGCAGAAACACCCAGAGAAGCCAGAGCCUGAGGAGGCUGUGCCACGGGUGCCUGCUGUCAAAGUGCAGCCCCAGCAGCAGAUCACUGCCUUGCCCCAGGUGUCCCCCGAGGUGCCAGCGGGCACAGUUCCAGUGGGCAGUCCCCAGCCUGCACACCGGCCCAAGAUGCCACUGCCAGCAGCAGCAGUGGAAACCAAGCUGGGCAAGAACAGGACAGAGGCAGAGGUGAAACGGUUCACAGAGGAGAAGGAACGGCUGGAGAAGGAGAAGGAGGAAAUCCGAGCUCAGCUCACCCAGCUGCGCAAGGAGAGACGAGAGCUGAAGGAAAUGCUUGGUGGCAGCACAGACAAGAGCCUGGAGCAGAGGCUGAAGGAGGUAGAUGAAGAAUGCAAAAGGAAGGAAAGCCAGAGGGUGGACCUGGAGCUGAGCCUGGUGGAGGUGAAAGAGAACCUGAAGAAGGCAGAGUCUGGCCCGGUGACACUGGGCACAGCAGUGGACACCACCCACCUGGAGAACACAGCCCCUCGGGUUCAGGCAAAAAGUGCCAGUGCAGCAAGCAGCGCAGAGAACUCACCGGUGAAUUCAGCAACAGCUUUGAAAAACCGGCCUUUAUCUGUUAUGGUCACAGGGAAAGGAACAGUCCUACAGAAAGCUAAGGAAUGGGAGAAGAAGGGAGCUAGUUAGGAGCACAUUGUUCAGAGAUGGACUAAAGACUCGAAUUGCCCACGCAUGGCCCAGGGGAUCCAACCAUCUGUCGGUGGAGGUUGGGUGUUCAACACCACCACACACCAAGUGCCUCCUGCCACGGCUCCGACGCAGCGCUGGAGUCAACAGCUGCUGAUGCCAGUUAUCCCAAAUGAACUUGUUCUGUCCAGACAAAUCCCAAUCACGUAGCUAAAACAAUAACAACCAGUGGCAAUCCUUCCAUCAAAGUCCUAACCCAGCUGAUGUAAACAAGAAUGUUACUGUAAAUAGGGGUGUUUUGUGUAUUUCUACUCUGAAGGUUUAUCAAUGAGUUAUUAAGGUUUCUAUAUUAGUGACUGUAGUGGAUUCAGAAGGGACCUCUACUAUUCCUCAGCCUGGUGAGUUUGUACCUGCCCUGAUAAAUUGGAGUCAACUAAUGUCUCACCUGUCUUGCUGCCAGUCAUCACUCAGCUGCAUUUCAUCCAGCCUUCAGUCCCCACCUGUGAGCAGUGCUUCAAACAUGCAUGAGAAGCAGCCUGCCCAGGACAUUUUAAAACAGUGUCCUGGUUCAUUCCAGCAUCUCCUACCAGCUGCAGCUUUGCUAGAAUAUUGAGCUGCUCACCUUCUUGUGCUGUAAACUGUGUUACAGACUGGAAACACCAAGAGCUCUGGGCAAAGAAGAUCUGCCAGGCAGAUUCAGUUAACUUUCUUGAAGUUCUUACUUUACCUGAGGAGUUUGUUCUGAAAAAAAAAAAAAGUCAUAUUUGAGGGAUUGCUCAGCUGUUUCAUGUGAAAGCUGGAUCCCAGUGUAUCCUUCAGGGCUUGUUGCCCUUUCCCAAGAAAGGGGAGGUAAAGCAGUCCCCAUGCUCCUGCCCCAGCUGUGAUGGUGUCUGAUGCUCCCAGAGCUGCAGCUGAAGCCAUCCCUGUGCCCCUGUGUCCUCCACCCUGGAGGGCUGAGCAGCCUGCCCUGCAGUAAGGCUGCACUCCAGGCUCUGCUGAGCUGCUGGCUGUCUUGGUGCUGUCACCCUUAUUUCCUGAUCAUUAAUCCUGCCUUUGGGCCCUGGCAGUAUGGCCCACAGAGCCCACCCCUCUCUCCCUAGCCAUGGUUUCUAAUGAAAGAUGUUGGAUAUUUGGAACUGCUAAACUUAGAGUCAUUGAAUUUUGAAGGGGGGCAGUGGGUUGGCAGGAAUUGAUGUACUCCUCCCCUCCCUGUACCAUGCUGACAUGUCAGAUGGCCUGGAGACAUCUUUUCCUGUCUCCUCUGAUGGCCCUUCCAAGCCCAGCUCAGUAACUGGGUUGACUGGAUGGGGUGGACAUCUUUUCCAACCUUACAAAGUCAAAGCAGCACCACUUCCCAGGAUAGGUUGUCCCUGAGAUCUUGUGGCUACACCAAGGUAAAGGCAAACAGGAAAAAUGUUGUACCAUCCUCUGUAGAGAGCUGUUCUUUCUCCAUACAAAGAACACAAAAAGGCCAAACAACCAGUGGGAUGCACAGGGCUGUGACAGCCAGAGCUGGUGGUGUCAUGGGGGUGAGGGAAAAUGUCCUGACAGGGGAUCCUGGAAGCCAGAAAGGUGAUUGUGCUCCCGUGGUUUUCACUCUUUAGUUUCCACUGCAGUGCAGAUGGAGGAGUUGCUAAUGCCAGCCCUCAGGAGCCUCAGCUGUCAGGUUGUCCCUGUGCAAAGUUUUGCACAUAGGAAAAAAUCAUGCAAAUAAACAGCUGGCUCCUCUGGUUCAGGACCCUGGGGACUUCCUUCUCCAGAGCACCAGAAGACCACAGACUCCAUGAAACUUCUGUUUUGGCCCAUGAUGAGCUGGCAGGAGCCCCUCUCUAUACCCUGAACAUCCAUGUAGUUCCUCACCCUCCAGGAGUUGUCCAGACAUUUCACAGUGGUGCUGAGACAGUGCUGGACAAGAGCAGCUCUGCUUUCCUCUCACAGCCCACCAGCUCCAGUGCUGCUGGGAUGUCUCCAUGAGGGAAUGGUAAACACAGGCGAGUCAACAACACACUUUCCCCAAACAAGAAAUGUUAAACAAUGUCUCUGUGUCCCCAUUGUUUUCCUAACUCAAGGCAUUUCCUUUGUUGUAACUGUGACCUAUAAAGUGGCGCUUUAGAGGGUUUUAUAAUAAAAUGUUGAGUAUAUUA
Messenger RNA from Catharus ustulatus (Swainson's thrush), 4776 nucleotides. RefSeq names its product actin filament associated protein 1 like 2 (gene AFAP1L2). Gene Ontology annotation, cellular component: cytosol. Gene Ontology annotation, molecular function: SH2 domain binding; SH3 domain binding. The record is from RefSeq and is a predicted model, not a curated record. Gene Ontology annotation, biological process: inflammatory response; positive regulation of epidermal growth factor receptor signaling pathway; positive regulation of DNA-templated transcription. Bases 92 to 2632 code for a protein of 846 amino acids. The transcript has 20 exons. NCBI's taxonomy places the organism in Eukaryota, Metazoa, Chordata, Aves, Passeriformes, Turdidae.